GUAUGAACGAACAUCAAUAUGCUACGCAUGUACAUCAAUAGGGGGUCUCGAAGAUAAUCCGAUAGCACGCUGCCUCCCGGCUGUAACAUGGCAGGAAGGACUCUCCAACGUUACGGACUUCCAAGGCCCCUCCAGUGGCGAAAGCCUACAUCUGGGAAGGACGACACGUACAAAGCGCCAUGGUCGCAAGAGCAGCAGCCGCUGAGCUGCCCGCCAAGAGAAACGAGCUUUACAAGACUCUUCCGAACAACUGCGCCUCGAGUUGGUGGAGGGAUCCCGGCCUACGCAGACUAAACUUGGGCAUCUUGCUCGUCUUUGCCUCGGCGACCGCCAAUGGCUUCGACGGAUCACUUCUUAACGGCCUGCUUGCUAUCCCUCGAUUCCAAGCAGACGUCGUCAAUCGGGUUGACACCAGUACACUCGGCCUCAUCAUCGCUGCCAUAUCCUUGGGAGGCCUGCCCGCUCUUAUCCCUGCAGGCUACGUGUCUGAUAAAUACGGCAGGAAGCGCUGCUUGUGGAUCGGGACCAUCAUUAUCAUCGCGACUGCUAUUGUCCAGGCUCUGACCAGUGGUCCGUGGCUGUUCCUCGCAUUUCGGCUCUUCAUGGGCGUCGGCAUCGCAUUCGUCCUCAUUCCUGCGCCCGCUCUGUCUACCGAAGUUGCUCAUCCCCGUAACCGGGCGGCAGUUUCUGCUUGCUUCCAGACUGCUUUCUAUUGGGGCAGUAUUGUUUCGGCAUGUGCGACUCUCGGUGGCUUGUAUAUUCCUAGCUCAUGGGCCUGGCGCAUGCCGGUGAUGCUACAAGUAUUGUUCCCGGCGGCGCAGAUCGUGGGUUUGUUCAUUAUCCCGGAAAGUCCUAGGUGGAUGAUUGCAAACGGGCAAAAAGAAAAGGCUUUCUACGUACUGGCGAGAUACCAUGCCAAUGGCGAUACGUCCGAUCCGUUGGUGAACUUUGAGUACCAUGAGAUCUGCCAGACCAUCAAGAGCGAGGCAAUGGCUGCCAACGAGUCUUCUUGGAAAGAGUUCUUCAGGACGAAGGGCAAUCGGCACAGGUUCAUCAUUUGCAUCCUCGUCGGAAUCAUGAUUCAAUGGGCUGGCAACGGUAUCGUUAGCUACUAUCUCGCGCCAAUCCUGAGAUCGGUCGGCAUUACGGACCCCGUGGCAGAAGCUGGGAUUAAUCUUGGCCUCCAGGUGUGGAAUGCAGGAAUGGCCGUCGCCGGAGCGUUCGCUUGCGAUCGCUACGGCCGUCGACCUCUUUGGCUGACGAGUGCAAUCGGCAUGCUCUUCUCCCUAUCGGUCGUCACCGCACUGUCAGCAGUAUAUGCGGAAAGCAGCAACAAGGCUGCCGGUACGGCAGUCAUCCCAAUGCUCUUUGUCUUCUUCGGCUUCUACGACAUUGCUUUCACGCCUCUGAGUUACGCCUACCCGGUGGAGAUUCUGCCAUUCAAACUUCGCUCUCGUGGCCUGAGUGUGACGCUAACCACGGUCUUUGGCGCCGGUUUCUUCAAUCAAUACGUCAAUCCAAUUGCGCUGGCACGACUUCACUACAAGUUCUACUUUGUGUACAUUGGCUGUCUGAUCAGCUUCAUCUUCAUCAUCUGGUUCGUCUUUCCCGAGACCAAGGGCAGGUCCUUGGAGGAAAUUGCUGAGGUCUUUGACGGACCGGCCGAGACCGAGAUCAUUCGCCGGGCUAGCAUUGCUGCGAGCGUCACGGGAUGCUCGCCAAACAUCGUUUACGAAGUGCAUGACAGGAGCAAAUUUGACAAACCAGGGUAACAUUAGCAUAGCGAUUGUAC
Messenger RNA from Neohortaea acidophila, 1792 nucleotides. Its product is annotated as aflYb/ hxtA/ putative hexose transporter. Lineage: Eukaryota; Fungi; Ascomycota; Dothideomycetes; Mycosphaerellales; Teratosphaeriaceae. Gene Ontology annotation, biological process: carbohydrate transport; transmembrane transport. Gene Ontology annotation, molecular function: carbohydrate:proton symporter activity. The transcript has 5 exons. Gene Ontology annotation, cellular component: membrane. The record is from RefSeq and is a predicted model, not a curated record. The coding region runs from base 180 to 1772 and encodes 530 amino acids.